This is a messenger RNA of Colossoma macropomum (tambaqui), 1009 nucleotides long. RefSeq names its product peptidylprolyl isomerase (cyclophilin)-like 3 (gene ppil3). The coding region runs from base 170 to 655 and encodes 161 amino acids. Gene Ontology annotation, cellular component: catalytic step 2 spliceosome. The transcript is spliced from 6 exons. NCBI's taxonomy places the organism in Eukaryota, Metazoa, Chordata, Actinopteri, Characiformes, Serrasalmidae. Gene Ontology annotation, biological process: protein folding; protein peptidyl-prolyl isomerization. The record is from RefSeq and is a predicted model, not a curated record. Gene Ontology annotation, molecular function: peptidyl-prolyl cis-trans isomerase activity.
AUGAGAGUUGGUCGUCUUUAAACUCUCGCGAAAACGAAGAGGAACCAUGCUUUACCCGCACAAUAUCCGCCCUGUUUAUUUUUAUGUAGGACAUUAAUCGCCACAUUUAACGUUUGAGCAGUGAACGGUGAGCUCUGGUGCAGUACGGCGUGUUUAACUCUUCCUUACUAUGGCUGUGACUUUACAUACGGACCUUGGCGACAUAAAAAUCGAACUGUUCUGUGAACGAGCCCCGAAAUCGUGUGAGAAUUUUCUUGCACUGUGCGCCAGUGGCUUUUACAGUGGAUGCAUCUUUCAUCGAAACAUAAAAGGUUUUAUGGUCCAGACAGGAGACCCCACAGGCACAGGCAAAGGUGGAACAAGUAUUUGGGGACGGAAGUUUGAAGAUGAAUUUAGCGAACAUUUAAAGCACAAUGUCAGGGGUGUGGUUGCAAUGGCAAGCAGUGGACCAAACACCAACGCCUCUCAGUUCUAUUUCACCUACGCCAAGCAACCUCAUUUGGAUAUGAAAUACACUGUGUUUGGAAAAAUAAUAGAUGGCUUGGAAACUCUAGACGAACUGGAGAAGCUCCCUGUCAAUGAGAAGAAUUUUCGGCCUUUGAACGAUGUCCGCAUUAAGGAUAUUACUGUUCACGCAAAUCCAUUUGCGGGUUAACGGUGUUCAUCUUUACGGACUAAGGAGGUGGUUUGUGCCCGACAGUAAUAGUCUUGUAUGAAUUCAUUACUGUUGUAUGAUGUCAUACUCGUGAUGGAGUUUAAUGUCUGUACAGAAUACUUUGCAAAUGUUUUUUACUUUUGUGAUAUUGUGUAUUUUACAUUGUUACAUUUUUUCUUUAGUUGAUUUUUGUUUGUAAUCAUUUAAUUGUUUUUCUGUUCAAAACGUCUGUAAUUUGAAAAGUAAAUCAAUGGACAGAGUUUGUGCAGACUUACAAUUUAAUGUUUUUGUUCAUUUAUACUGAUUCUCACUAGUCUACAUAAAAAAAAGAAAAUAUAGUGGAGUAAACUAAGA